Lotus japonicus is the source of this 1407-nucleotide messenger RNA. Its product is annotated as ABSCISIC ACID-INSENSITIVE 5-like protein 1. Gene Ontology annotation, biological process: positive regulation of DNA-templated transcription. The record is from RefSeq and is a predicted model, not a curated record. Gene Ontology annotation, molecular function: DNA-binding transcription factor activity. Gene Ontology annotation, cellular component: nucleus. The coding region runs from base 225 to 1232 and encodes 335 amino acids. The transcript is spliced from 5 exons. NCBI's taxonomy places the organism in Eukaryota, Viridiplantae, Streptophyta, Magnoliopsida, Fabales, Fabaceae.
AACACUUUAAUUUAUGAUGCAAUCCAUGGCAGUUACUUUAAGUCUCUCUCCACUCUAGUGUGUAUGUGUAAUGUAUCUAUCUUCUCUUCUCUCUCAAUUGAGUCCAUUCUACACUUCUACUUUUCAUUCCUCUCUCUAAUUCCAGUUCCAAAUCAAUCUUUCUCCAUUUCAGAAUUCAGACUAGCUCUCUCCCUUGCUGUUUCCCUUCAGUUAUUUUUGACAGAAUGACCCUAGAAUCAGAGCAAGAGGUUCCAAUGCAAGAACCAGAACCUACAUUUCCUCAAUUGGGCAAACAGAACUCAAUUCUGUCACUUACCCUUGAUGAGUUCCAAAGCAAGAGUGGGAGGAGCUUUGGUUCCAUGAACAUGGAUGAAUUCCUGGCCAGCAUUUGGAACUCAGAUGAUAACCAACUCAACAAUCCACCACCUGCUCGUGAUGAAGUCGCUGAGACGACUCAGAGUAAAAGUGUUGCAAUUGCAGCAGAACACACCAUUUCCCAGCAAGGCUCAAUCUCUGUCCCUCCUCCAAUUUGCAAGAAAACUGUGGAUGAAGUGUGGUCUGAGAUCCAUAAAGACCACCCACAAAGGAAUGAAGCAAACAACAACAAUCUUGGAAGAAAUGAGACACUUAGGAAGCAACAAACACUUGGGGAGAUAACUUUGGAGGAUUUCCUAAUAAAAGCUGGGGUAGUACAAGAAUCAUCAUCACUAUUCAAUUCUACACCUCAACUUAGAACUACAAUGCCAUCUCAGAAUCAGAUUGGUAAUGCUGCAAGUUAUGGAUUGAGGCCUGCAAUUGGGAUAGGAUUUUCUACCCAACAUAAUAUAGGGACCAGUUUAAUGUUGUCACAGAAUAACAGCCUAGUAGCAAUGGAUCCCUCUAAAAGUCAUGCAGUAGAAAAAUGUCAAAGCUUGCCGGAGUCAAGUGGGUGUAAUAGAAGCAAGAGGAUAAUUGAUGGUCCUCCUGAAGUGGUAUUGGAGCGAAGGCAACGCAGAAUGUUGAAAAAUCGAGAAUCCGCAGCACGUUCUCGAGCUAGGAGACAGGCAUACACAGUAGAGCUAGAAGCAGAGUUGAAUCUGCUACAACAAGAGAACGACAACCUAAAAGAAAUUCUGGCUGAAGCCGAGCGUAAGAGAAAACAAGAGAUUUUACAGAGAAAGCAUUCAACAGCAGCUCAGAAGAGGACAGAAAAAUUGAGGGCAAUAAAGAGGCCAUUAAGCACAACCUGGUGAUUAAGAGUGAAAGAUAAGAAUUAAAAGAAAAAAAAUAAGCACACACACAUUUGAAUGGAGAAAGUAAUGUGUCUGUACUCUCCAAUAUAUACCUCUGUUCAAAUUUUCCUCCUUAUAUCAACUCUUCUUCUUGUACAUUCAAAAAUAAGAGACUUUGUAUUGUGAAUGUAGUAUG